ACUGCUCAAUUUAUUUCCGUUCAUUUACAUUGGAGUAAUUUUAAUAGUAUUUGAACUUGGCGCACAGAAAAGUUGCACCACAGAGGCGCGACGCUAGUUCUUCAAGACUUGGACCAAAACAUUUCUUACAACUUGUAAGUUACAAGUUGAUGGACGAUAUUGAAAAAAUUAAUCCAACCAACAAUAUUGAGCCCACUCUAUCUUGCGACUACAACAAGUGCAUUUGUUUUUUCUUCUACGGCUCCACUGUCGACAAAUCUUCUCACCAAAAUCUGUGAAGUUAUUCAUUGUUCUCUCGCUUCUCAUCAGUUACUGCUCCAAGUUUGUGACAUUGUAAACCAAUUCAAGUGAAUGACGCCAAAAUUGGACAUAAUUGAUCAACAACAUAAAAAAACAAACAACUUCGUGUAAGCGGCAAAAAUCUUUUCGCCGGCAACUACCUCCAAAAUUUCAUUCCCGGCUAAUCUAUUUAUUAUCUUCCAUAGCCUGCUCAUCAGCUACUUCAUUCGUUCUGGUGUUAUUUCAAAAAACGAUAUCUUGGAACGCAUCAAUGUUGGAGGCUCAAAAGCGUGGCCGCGGUCGUCCUAAAGGGGCGAAAAAUAAACAAAAACCAGCUCGACCAAGAUCAGUAAGACCCUGUGUUGCUUGUGUCACACCAGAUUCUGCGUCAAAUCAGGAAUCAGUCUUUGCGAAUGAAUUUUCCGCAUUAUCAUUGACUAGUGAUGCAUCUCGUAGAUCACAAGGAGAAUCCAUUGCCGACUCAGCAUCCACGGAAUCGGGUAUGCCAAUUUCACAAAUGGACGAACCAUUGGUGUCAAAAGAAAAUCGCGAGAUUAGAGACACCGACUCACUCGAUAAGAAUGGUUCAGAUGAUCCAGUUGAAACUGUUUUCGGACUCGAAUCAUUCCGUGGGUGUGCAACUGCUCAAGACCUCAAAUCUAAGAUUUCUGAACUAUUUUCGAAUUCACAAGAUUCACUUUUCGAAUACCUUCUUGUUCUACAAUCCCGAGUGUUUCAGCUUGAGAAUAGUGCAACACCUCAGAUGGAAAAACAGCCGGCAAAACGCUCAGAUACUAGUAUAAUUUCCGAAUCGGAGGAUGCUAUCGCUUGGCAAAACAUUCCCCAUGAGGAAUUGGAAAAACAAAAAAUCGAAGUAGCUGCUCAUGGCAAAAAACAGACAAAAAAGAAAGCCGAGAAUUUCCUUAUAAAAUAAUCAGUGCGACUGGCGGAUUGAUUACGAGAACGUUCCUUUACGACGCGAUUAGACGAAAUUCCAAGAGAAACGAAGA
This is a messenger RNA of Panonychus citri (citrus red mite), 1289 nucleotides long. RefSeq lists its product as uncharacterized. NCBI's taxonomy places the organism in Eukaryota, Metazoa, Arthropoda, Arachnida, Trombidiformes, Tetranychidae. The transcript has 4 exons. Bases 551 to 1213 code for a protein of 220 amino acids. The record is from RefSeq and is a predicted model, not a curated record.